AUGUACAAGGUACUCGCCCUCGUCGCCGUAUUCGGCUGCGCCGUCUUGGCCCAGGGCCAAGGAGAGCAGGAGCCACCAUUCCUCACCGGGAUCCCCGCCGCCUUGAAGCAGGAGUUCAUCACCAUCCAGAACAACGGCCAACUCUCGGACAACCAGGCUGAUGCUCAGACCAAGGCCUGGGCCAAGAAGCUGCCCGCCGCCCAGAAGAAGCAGUUCGACGACAUCGAGUCGAAGGGAGCCGCUGCCGAGAAGGAGGGCCGUGCCAAGCAGGCCGCCGCCAUCGCCAAGCUCUCCGCCGCCGCCAAGGGCUUCGACGCCAAGCUCCAAGCCAUUGCCGACAACAAGGAUCUGCCCCGUGCCAAGAAGGGCGAACAGAUGGAGGCCUUGCAAAAGUCGAUCCCGGCCAACGUUGGCGCCGAGCUCCAGGGCGUCUUCCAGCAGCUCCAGGGC
Molecule: messenger RNA, 450 nt
Organism: Mesorhabditis spiculigera
Lineage: Eukaryota; Metazoa; Nematoda; Chromadorea; Rhabditida; Rhabditidae
Source: the annotation of a GenBank genome assembly